UGUGCUUGUGUUGGUGUUUAGAAAGGCCAAAGUGGUCUCUUGAUCUCUGUGUGUGUGUUUGUGCUACAGUGCUAGUGAUUAUGUGGUGUUUGUGGGUGGAUGAAAACAAUGGUGAUUGUUGCUGUUUGAUCCGCCAUUGGAGACCCACAAAAGCGCAGAGCAUGACCCACAAUCCAUCCAUGGAUACACACCACACGAACUCAACAGAAAGGACGAGAUAAAAGCCCCACAUUUAUGAUUCUUAAAUGCUUUUUUUUAUUUUUGCUUCGUUUUUCUGGGCUUUCUCUUCAAUAGUUCCCACUGGGAUAAAGCGCGAAGAACCGAAAGCCACGUUGAGUUUGUGGUCUAUUCGUGCGGCUACUAAGCGCCCGCGAGGCUGGUUCUAGUAUUCAAGCAACAGAGCCUUAUCCUCUUCUCCUCAUCUUCGUCACUAGUUCUGUUCCUUUUUGUUGUUCUCUCUCUCUCUCUCUCUCUCUCUUUUACUUUUUUUUUCUUCUGGGAAAUGGUGCUUUUCUGACAUGGUUUCUGCUGCUUUUUGCGGGAGGUUUUUUGUGCUGUUUUUUUUUUCUUGAAAGGCGUGAUUUUGGUUCCGUUCUCUCUCUCGUGUGCUUGAUUGCUUUGGGGUUGAAACUUUUUCUUGAGGAAAGGUGUGAGCUUUGUGGAUGAUGGUGUCAUCUUAUUGGGGUUCUUUUUUCCUGAUGAUCAGGCUGAGAAUUUGGUUCCAUUCUCUCUUAUGCGCUUGUUUUCUUUGUUUUUGAAGCUUUUCUUUGUAUUAGAAAAGGCGUGUGCUUUGUGGAUGAUGAUGUUCUGUAGCAAUGGUUUCUUUUGGUUCUCCAAAAAGGACAUGCAUGGGUUGUUUCUUCUUCUCUUGCUGAUCCCAAGGCUGAAAUUCUGAUUUCAUUGCUUGGUUUUCAAUCAUUUCUUUGUGGAUAAUGGUGUUCUCUGCCAACGGUUUGGUAUGAUAGUCCAAAAAAGAAUGAUUUUGAUGCACUGAUUCUUCUUCUCUUGGAUUGACUUCUCAUGGGAUGGGUAGUUAUAAAGAAUAGAAUGCAGGAUACUCAGUGCUCCUCUCUGAGGAAUGAGAAAGCAAUCAUAGAGGAAGAAGAAGAAGAAGAAGAAGAAGAAGAAGAAGAAGAAGAAGAAGAAGAAGAAGAAGAAGAGUUUUCUAGUGGAUAUAGAAUCUGUGAGAUUCCAGAUGAGGACGAGCUAAGCUUACGAGAGUGGCUUGACAAGCCGGGCAGGCUUGUUGAUCCUGUAGAGUGCCUUCACAUCUUCAAGCAAGUUGUGGAAGCUGUGAGCCUUGCCCAUUCACAAGCCAUUGUCAUUGUAAACAUUCGGCCUUCGUGCUUCCUCAUGUCCCCCUUCAAUCACAUUUCCUUCAUUGAGUCUGCCUCUUGCUCCUCUGGCUCUGAAUCCUUGGGAGAAGGCAGUAGUUUCCGGGAUGAGGCUUCACAGGAGACUAUGGAUCAAAAGGUUGGUAUUGGAACAGUGAAAGAAGAUUUAGAUGAUGCUGUGAAGGCGUUUCCACUUAAGAAGGUUUUGGCUAUGGAGAUGAAUUGGUAUACAAGUCCAGAAGAAGUUGCAGGGGAUUCAGGCACAUUGGCCUCUGAUAUAUAUCGAUUAGGCGUGCUUCUGUUUGAGCUGUUUUGCUCAUUCAAUUCGCCCGAUGAAAAGCUUGGAAACAUGGCUAGCUUGCGGCAUCGUGUUCUUCCUCCACAGUUGCUGCUCAAAUGGCCAAAGCAAGCUUCAUUUUGCCUUUGGCUGUUGCAUCCUCAGCCGAAUUCUCGGCCGAAGAUGAGUGAGAUAUUACAGAGUGAAUUCCUCAAUGAACCGAAAGACAGUUUUGAAGAACGUGAGGCUGCCACUAGGUUACAAGACAAUAUAGAAAGUCAGGAAUUACUAUCGGAAUUUCUGUUGGAGUUGCAGCAAAGAAAGCAAGAAGAAGCUGAUAAGUUAGAAGAUGCAAUUCAGUUUCUUUCUACUGACAUGGAGGAGAUUCUAAAUCAUCAGUCUGUCAUAAAGAAAGAAGAAGAAUUUAAUUUGCCGUUGAAUAACAAUGGUGAACAUUCGGCUUUAAAAAAGGUGAAUCAAACUUCCGUCUGUCAUUUCACAAGUAAUGAAUCAUCUUCCUCAGGUUCCCGGAAGCGUGUCAGACCAGGACUGCCGAACUAUGGUAUUGAAGAAUAUAAAGGGGAGCUUGUCGAAUGUCUUAAAUCUGAGAACCCAGCAGCAAUGCAGGAAAUUAUUUUGUCGAGAAGUUCUCGGGUGAUGAAGAACUUUGAAAAGCUAGAGACCGCUUACUUCUUGACAAGAUUUGGGAUGAUGAAACCAUCAGAGAAACUUACAAGCAGAAAGCUUGCGUUACCGAGUUCUGCUGGAGGGUCACUCUCAAGAACCGAGGCAAGCUCUGUUUACAAUUUGGAUGGUACGUCAAGCCAUGGAAGUGGAGGGAAAAACAAAUGGAUAGAUUCAUUUCUCAUGGACCUCUGCAGCUAUCUAUCUUUCAGCAAGCUCAAAGUUCGAGCUGAACUUAAGCAAGGAGAUCUCUUGAAUUCAUCAAGUUUAGUCUGUUCGCUGAGUUUCGAUCGGGAUAAGGAGCUUUUUGCCACUGCUGGAGUAAACAAGAAAAUCAAAAUAUUCGAAUGCAAUUUGAUCCUAAAUGAAGAGCAUGAGCUUCAUUAUCCUGUGGCUGAAAUAAUUGGUAGAUCAAAGUUCAGUAGUAUUUGUUGGAAUAGUUACAUCAAAAGCCAGAUUGCUUCAAGUGAUUUUGAAGGUGUUGUUCAGAUAUGGGAUGCUACAAGAGCCGAAGUUUUAGUGGAAAUGAGGGAGCAUGAGAGACGCGUCUGGUCCGUCGAUUUCUCCCAAGUCGAUCCAACAAAGUUGGCAAGCGGAAGUGAUGACCGUGCUGUAAAGCUCUGGAACAUCAAUCAGACAGAAAGCAUCGGUACCAUUAGAACAAACGCUAAUGUCUGCUCUGUUCAGUUCGCUCCGGACUCAUCUCACUCGCUUGCAAUCAGCUCAGCAGAUCAUAACAUAUAUUGCUACGAUCUCCGAAACUUUACUGUUCCUCAUCGGACAUUAAUCGGGCAUGCCAAGACUGUGAGCUAUGUGAAGUUUUUGGAUUCAACAACCAUUGUCUCUGCAUCAACAGACAACACUUUGAAGCUUUGGGAUUUGUCCCUUUGCGCAUCCGGUGUCAUCGAUGAUCCUCUUCAGACAUUCACCGGUCACACGAAUGUAAAGAAUUUUGUUGGUCUAUCACUUUCUGAUGGAUAUAUAGCAACAGGUUCAGAAACAAAUGAGGUCUUUAUCUAUCACAAGGCUUUCCCGAUGCCGGUUCUAUCAUACAAAUUCACAUGCACAGACCCUAUCUCAGGCCGAGAAGUGGAUGAUUCGACGCACUUCAUAUCUUGUGUGUGCUGGCGAAAUCGAUCAUCCACCUUGCUCGCCGCAAAUUCCAGUGGCAACAUCAAGCUCUUGGAGAUGACUUGAGUCUUUUAUCGGUUGGUGAUACGAUACUUUUAGACAUGAAUGUGCAUAUUUUCUCAAGAUAUGCACAUUGUAUAGAUAAGUGAUAUACAGGGAUUGAUUCUUGUAAAGAGUUCAUAUAAGUGAUUUUCAGUGAGGUUCUUCAUCUGUUUAUUUGUUAAGAAAUAUGGCUUGUUUUCUAACAAUUGAUUUGAUUUGGGUGAUGGAUUAUUAUUAUUUUUUUA
Molecule: messenger RNA, 3713 nt
Organism: Dioscorea cayenensis subsp. rotundata (Guinea yam)
Lineage: Eukaryota; Viridiplantae; Streptophyta; Magnoliopsida; Dioscoreales; Dioscoreaceae
Product: protein SPA1-RELATED 3-like
Exons: 7
Coding region: 1021-3492 (823 amino acids)
Biological process (GO): protein phosphorylation; photomorphogenesis
Molecular function (GO): protein binding; protein kinase activity; ATP binding
Source: RefSeq, a predicted model, not a curated record